AUGCCCCCCAAAAAACCCGAGCCGAAAAAACCCGAACCCAAAAAGGAGGAACCCAAGGCUGCCCCGAAACCGGCUCCCCCACCAGAGCCGGAGCGCAAGGAAGUGGAGUUUAAUCCAGCCAGCAUCAAAGUGGAAUUCACUCAUGAUCAAAUUGAAGAAUUCAAGGAGGUUUUUGAACUCUUCGACCGGACUCAAAAGGGUGAACUGAAAAUCACUUACGCUCAAUGCGGGGAUGUCCUGAGGUCCUGCGGCCAGAAUCCCACCCAGGCAGAAGUCCAUAAAGUCCUUGGACGGCCAAAACCAGAUGAAAUGAACAGCAAGAUGUUGGACUUCGACACGUUCCUGCCCAUGCUCCAGCACAUCGCCAAGACCAAAGACACGGGGACCUUCGAGGACUUCGUGGAAGGACUGCGUGUCUUCGACAAAGAAGGAAACGGAACCGUGAUGGGAGCCGAACUCCGCCACGUCUUGGCAACUCUCGACAGCAGCUUCUAUUCUGUUCUCAUUUACGUUCUCUUCUAUCUCCGACAGCUGCAAUUGCUGAAAGAACAAUGGAUCCUGGGUUCUACUGGGAAAUUCCAGUGCAGUUUGUCAGACCUAAAAUCCUAG
This is a messenger RNA of Thamnophis sirtalis, 609 nucleotides long. NCBI's taxonomy places the organism in Eukaryota, Metazoa, Chordata, Lepidosauria, Squamata, Natricidae. The record is from RefSeq and is a predicted model, not a curated record.